Styela clava is the source of this 1751-nucleotide messenger RNA. RefSeq names its product actin, muscle. NCBI's taxonomy places the organism in Eukaryota, Metazoa, Chordata, Ascidiacea, Stolidobranchia, Styelidae. The record is from RefSeq and is a predicted model, not a curated record.
CAGUGUUCAUAGGUUUCUAAACAACAUUUACUUUUUUAAAAUACUAUAACAAAAUGUCUGACGGCGAAGAGGAUCAAACCGCAAUUGUCUGUGACAAUGGAUCAGGUUUAGUAAAAUCUGGAUUUGCUGGAGAUGACGCGCCAAGAGCUGUGUUUCCUUCCAUUGUAGGACGACCAAGACAUCAAGGUGUGAUGGUAGGAAUGGGUCAGAAAGACAGCUACGUCGGUGAUGAAGCCCAAAGUAAAAGAGGAAUCCUCACUCUCAAGUAUCCGAUUGAACACGGAAUAAUUACUAAUUGGGACGACAUGGAAAAGAUCUGGCAUCAUACAAUGUACAACGAACUACGGGUCGCGCCUGAAGAACAUCCAACACUUUUAACUGAAGCUCCAUUGAAUCCAAAAGCAAACAGAGAAAAAAUGACACAAAUUAUGUUUGAAACAUUCAACGUUCCAGCGAUGUACGUCGCUAUUCAAGCUGUUUUAUCUUUAUAUGCAUCAGGCAGAACUACAGGCAUUGUUAUGGAUGCAGGCGAUGGUGUUUCACACAAUGUACCAAUCUACGAAGGGUAUGCACUCCCUCACGCCAUUGCUAGAUUGGAUUUGGCAGGUCGUGAUCUUACUGACUAUUUGAUGAAAAUUCUGACUGAGAGAGGAUAUUCUUUCGUUACAACCGCUGAACGUGAAAUAGUUCGUGAUAUUAAAGAAAAGCUGUGUUAUGUUGCUCUUGACUUUGAACAAGAAAUGGCAACAGCUGCUUCAUCAACAUCACUUGAAAAAAGUUACGAACUUCCUGAUGGACAGGUUAUCACUAUCGGAAAUGAAAGAUUUCGAUGCCCAGAGACUCUAUUCCAGCCGUCUUUUAUCGGUAUGGAAUCUGCCGGGAUUCACGAAACAACAUAUAACUCCAUUAUGAAAUGCGACAUUGACAUUCGUAAGGACUUGUACGCCAACAACGUUCUUUCUGGAGGAACUACAAUGUAUCCUGGUAUUGCUGAUCGUAUGCAAAAAGAAAUCACUGCUCUUGCACCAAGUACAAUGAAAAUCAAGAUCAUCGCUCCUCCGGAAAGAAAAUAUUCUGUAUGGAUUGGAGGAUCGAUCUUGGCUUCUCUCUCAACCUUCCAACAAAUGUGGAUUUCAAAGCAAGAAUAUGAUGAAGCUGGUCCUUCGAUUGUUCAUAGAAAAUGCUUUUAAUCUAACAUUCAGCUUUUUAAUUAUUUGUAAGCUGACCGGUAAUUCGUUGGUAUAAUAGUGUUAAAAAUUUAUGCAUUUGGUAUGUAAUGAUGAGAUUCAAAAUUUUAGGACCAGGUUCUCAUUUUCAGUUAUUAAUAUAUGUUACUACAUUAAGGAAGCUUCAUUAAAGUGACACGUUUUCCAUACAUAUAUUGCAUAUAUUUUUGAACUUCAAAUAUAACGAUGCUGUGUAGUGUGCCCGCUGCCCGUUUGCUGUUGUUAUCUAACGUUUUAAACAACAAAGAAGGACAGGUUCUUUGAUUAUCACGACAUUCUAACAACGGGUGCGCGGCUUCUGAGUACCAUCACUGUAUAUAUAUAUGUAUACUUAAUUUAAUUUUCAUUAAAAUCUGGUUGUGAUAUUUAUCAGUGUUUUGUGAAGUUCAUUUGUGUUUAUUUUUAUUUCACUUUUGUUUGGAUAACUACAACUCUCGGGAACAUAUUUUAAUAAGACAUCUUUUUUUGCCGUGACGUUGACCAUUUAAGUAAAAUUAUAAUAAAUUUCCCAACGAUGGAGAUAAA